This is a messenger RNA of Spirodela intermedia, 2078 nucleotides long. Lineage: Eukaryota; Viridiplantae; Streptophyta; Magnoliopsida; Alismatales; Araceae. The record is from the annotation of a GenBank genome assembly.
AUGGGAAUGAUGGGGAAAUUGCGGAUGUUCGUGGUCCAGGAGCCCGUCGUCGCGGCGUCCUGCUUGAUCGCUGGAUUCGGUAAUGCUUUUGUUUUUCUUGGCUCUGCAAUCGCCCUUGGUCCUCUUUGAAAGCCCUAAUCUCUCUACCGUUGAACGUGAAAGGUUUCUUUCACCUAGCAGCAAUAGGAUAGAUAAUUCGGCCGCUCGGGAAAUAAUGUAAUUCGCCUCAUUAAUCAAUGUCCGGCAACCGGGGUAUAUCAACAACUCCUUCUAGUCUGGUAACAAUGUAGAGAAAGACACAGGGUUUUAUGGUUGAUCUAUGCUUUCUUUUUUGCUUCCCAGUCCACUGUAUUUCAGUAAAGCACAGCAGUCAACGCGUUUUCAUUGAUACGUACCCAACUUGGGUUUGUAGGUACAACUUGAAGUUUACAUUUAAGAUAUUAUCAAAUUUUAUGAAGUCCCUCCAUUACGUGUUUAUUUGGUUUCUCAAUAAUAGAGUUCAAAUCGCCAAUUCUCUGGUACAUGAUAUUUAUUGAUACCUUGAAUCGAUGUAGAGUUUGAUGGUGUUUCUGCUUUUGAAAUCUUCAGGCCUUUUCCUUCCCGCUGUUGUCAGGCCAAUCUUGGAUAGCUUUGAGGCAGCAAAGCAAGUUCCACAGACGGCUGUACGUGCUAAUAUAUUUCUCUUUUUAUCGCACUAAAUUAAUGGUGUUGUAUUAUCAAUUAUUAUCUUCUGCAUCUGCCUUCCAUCUGAAUCUCAUCCGUUUUGUGCUAUGUAUGGAAAAUUUGGAAUAUUCUCUUAUGCUGCAGAUUUCAAUUGGGCUUGUUUUUCUUGUUGAUGGGUAAUUAGAGGUUACCAAGUUUUGUCACUUUACGUCUAGUUGCAACUUGCAUAAGGUUUCUUCAUGUAAUGAGUUGAUAUUCCUGAAUAUUAGUAUGGAAUUUUUAUUUAAUUAACUGACCGUGUAUAUCUGGCUGAGAAUUUAUCUUAGUCAGAAGAUAAGUGGAACUCUUGUCUAUGUUUCUAUGCUGAGGAACCAUCGAGUAUUCUGACUGUUGCUAGAUACUGUCUGCCUUCAUUUAACGUACAGGAAAUCCUGAAAAAAAUAUGGAGCUUUUCUGUGGUGCAUUGAAGUGUGUUUAUUCUUCUGAUUCCAUAUUAUGCAAAACAUUUACUAUCAUGUUCUUCUAAAUGUUUAGUGCUAGGUCACCGUUGAAAAUUCUAUUAAGUUGAGGCGUUCCUUCUCUAUUGAGGAAAAAAAUGGGGAACUAAAAAUUUGGCCGUUGUAUGUGUCUUUCCGUGAAUAAAUAAAAUCAUUUCUAGUGCAUCUGUACAUAAAUGUUUGCAAAAGCUAAUAUUCAGAUACAACGACUAUUUUUCCAACUCCGUGCACUUUAUGUAUAACUAUCAUAACUAUUGGGUUCCAAUUGCUGCGAUGUAAAAUGAGAAAAUGUUUAACCAUAUUAUAAAACCACUUAUGGUUUUUUUUAAAACGUAACCUUUAUAUUAUGCACUCCAACGUGAUAUUUAAUUACGUUAUCAAUAUAUGCUCAUGCUUUAUUAAGUUAUGCCGAACCUAUCUGUAAGGGGUUGCACCUCCGCAAAUUGUGCUUGAUAAGUGACUCCAAGCACAGUUUCUUAUUCCCUGUGGGUGAGGAGGAUGGAAUAAGUCAUCCAACUUCCACGAGUAGAACCCCUGUUCUUUGAAGCCAGGGAAAUUUUGAUGUUCCCGAUAGAUUUUCGGGUAUAUUGAUUGGAAUUUUUGAACAGCAAGGAAUGCCUGCAGCAGAUCCCAUUAGUAGAUACAAAAUUGCCCCCCGGCAGAACUACGAAAGACGAAUUGCAAUGCACUAGUUUUUAAGGUGACUUCUAUUCCAAGUCGACCAAUGAGAUGACGACAACUCUUUGCGAAAUUCGUUGAUAAAGACUUCAAAGUGGGAUUUACAUGGUGAUUCUCAAGCCCCUCCAUUUUAGUUGAAUGUAGGUGCAGCGUUAUAUACCAUACCAUCCAGAAGGUAGAGGCCUAACAGGCUAUGUGUUGAGGGUAGAUAUUUUAUCUAUGAAAUAUACUAUAAAAUAA